AUAUUAUAUUUUAGUAAAUAUAAUUGUCUCUAAAAUAACAGAUAAUGAAGUGAAGUGUAGGCAACUUGCAAAUCACCGCUUUAUGCCGCCAUAACAUAACCUAUAUCGUUUGUUUUUAUGUGUUUUCUGUGUACCAACGUGUUUUUCGGAAUACCAGACAGAAUUAAAUUUCCCGUUCAACAAAAUGCUUCGAAGACAAGCCCGUUUACGGCGGGAGUAUUUGUACCGCAAAACAGUAGAAGACAAACAAAAAACCAUUCAAGAUAACAAAUCAAAAAUUAAAAAAAGUCUAGAACACAAUACAGCCAUUCACGGUGACUUACAAGAAAAAGCCAUACAUUACUCAAAAAAACUAGAAUGGGAAGAUGCAGGACCCUCACAAGCCGCCCUGAUGGGUGGAGAAAGUGGUGGAACCAUAGCAAACUCACAAGAUGAUGAAUACCGUUAUGCCGGAGUGGAAGAUCCAAAAAUUGUAAUCACAACUUCGAGAGAUCCCAGUGCAAGGCUCAAAAUGUUUGUUAAAGAAUUAAGGCUUAUAUUUCCAAAUGCUCAAAGGCUUAAUCGCGGUAAUUAUGAGAUGAAACAGCUGAUACAAGCAUGCAGGUCCAAUGAUGUCACAGACUUUAUAGUGGUCCAUGAACAUAGAGGAGUUCCUGAUGGUUUAGUUAUAUGUCAUCUGCCUUAUGGCCCCACAGCAUAUUUUAACAUGUCUGAUGUUGUUAUGAGGCAUGACAUUCCUGACAUAGGCACAAUGUCUGAACAGUACCCACACUUGAUAUUUCACAAUUUUAAAUCAAAAUUAGGAGAGAGAACUAUGAACAUUUUAAAAUAUCUUUUCCCAGUUCCCAAAGAAGAUUCAAAAAGGGUUAUAACUUUUGCCAACCAUGAUGACUAUAUCAGUUUCAGGCAGCACACUUAUAGAACUGUUGAUAGAGAGAUUGAACUAUCAGAAGUAGGACCCCGUUUUCAAUUGAAGUUGUAUCAAAUCAAAUUGGGAACAUUGGAUAUUGCAGACUCUGCAGACACAGAGUGGGCUUUAAGGCCCUAUAUGAAUACCUCGUUUAAAAGGAGGUUUUUGAGUGAUGAUGAUGGAUGGAAGCAGGAUGAUGAUGUGAUGAAUGUUUAGAAUAUUGUACUCUUGUGAACAUUUUAUAAAAUUUAGCUAUAACUUACUUUUUUCAAAAAGAUUUUAAAUUAAUUACAUAUAUUUUGUUUGCCCCUAAUUUUAUUAUAUUAAUUAAUCACUUACUACUAAUGUUUAAUUUUUAAUCAGCAGACGUUUAAUUUUUGUAUAUAUAUUAUAUUUGUUACUUUAUUUUUAUGAAUAUAAGUGAAGGAAUAUA
Messenger RNA from Anthonomus grandis grandis, 1343 nucleotides. RefSeq names its product U3 small nucleolar ribonucleoprotein protein IMP4. Gene Ontology annotation, cellular component: Mpp10 complex; nucleolus; small-subunit processome. Gene Ontology annotation, biological process: rRNA processing. The transcript has a single exon. The record is from RefSeq and is a predicted model, not a curated record. Lineage: Eukaryota; Metazoa; Arthropoda; Insecta; Coleoptera; Curculionidae. Gene Ontology annotation, molecular function: snoRNA binding; rRNA primary transcript binding. The coding region runs from base 185 to 1126 and encodes 313 amino acids.